AGAUAGAACUCAUGGAAUUUCUAUACUUCUUGCACUUUUUCUCGUGUUCUAUUUGAGUUCUCUUUUUUUUACCCGUCUAUCCCUGUGUGUACCGUCUGGCUUGGUGUUCAGUAAUCCGCGCAGUCCAUGAUUUUCCCACAGCCCUGCUAAUGCCCCAAAGCUGCAGCUGCCACACCGGCCGGCCGCGGAGCGCCACACGCUGCCAGUUGCUACAUUGAUCAAUAAUUCACCAGCUCGACGCCUCCCCAAACCCGCUACCCCGGUGCAGCUUCGGGUCGACUGAGGCGACAACUGACAUUUACUCACGCGGAGGGGACGUUUACUCUCCCGUGCGUUUAAAAGCAGCGGUAAGCUUUAGCCAACAGGCGAGAUCCCUUCGGUGCGUCUACGGAUUAGACUGUCGCAAUGUGCACGACUCGUGUUGGUGACUGACUGCGACGCCUCGCGCUUUCAUCUGUCCGGGAACAGCGGGGGUCCCGUUAUGGUGCGGACAGUCGGAGGCUCGAAAGGGGGAGAUGCAGUCAAGACAAACAGGAACUGACUUCAGGACAUAAAGCCGACGAAAAAUCACUCACAUUCACGCAGAACGUACGUCCCUCACGCGAGCUGUUCUGCGUUCACCGGCGCUCGCGGAGCAUUUCGACCGAGCCCGUGAAUCCUCCGGUCGGUGCUGACAGGGAGGCUCCGUCGCUCGGCCGAUGACAGCUGGAGAAACAUAUUAAACACGGAACCGAGAACGAGCAGUGGCCGAGGACGUCGAUAAUUCCGCAAAAGUGCCAGAGAAAGCUUUUACUUUUACAGACGGAACAAACUCUGGGAAACAGCCCGACUUGUUGAGUUGUUUUUUCGCUUCCGGUAUCACCGAAGAAACCGACGGGUGCACCCGCUCCCUCUCCUCUUUUUUUUGGACGCUGAAGGUUUUAAAGAAAAAUGGGCUUUUGAGGAGAGCUGGCAAUUUCCCCUGAACUACAAUGGCCACAGAAUCGUAUCUGGUGCAUGAAGGUCCCCAUCGAGCCCCGGGCAUCUCAGAGUGUUUCCUAGUGCCUGAAUCCUACAGGGAUGAAUUCCAUCCCUUCAUCGAGGCUCUCCUCCCGCACGUACGGGCUUUCUCCUACACCUGGUUCAACCUGCAGGCCCGCAAGCGCAAGUACUUCAAAAAGCACGAGAAGCGCAUGUCCAAGGACGAGGAGCGCGCCGUCAAAGACGAACUCCUGGGCGAGAAGCCCGAGAUCAAGCAGAAGUGGGCGUCGCGGCUGCUGGCCAAAUUGCGCAAGGACAUCCGGCCGGAGUUUCGCGAGGACUUCGUGCUCACCAUCACGGGGAAGAAGCAGCCGUGCUGCGUGCUGUCCAACCCCGACCAGAAGGGCAAGAUCCGGCGCAUCGAUUGCCUGCGGCAAGCCGACAAGGUCUGGCGCCUGGACCUGGUGAUGGUGAUCCUGUUCAAGGGGAGCCCGCUGGAGAGCACAGACGGAGAGAGGCUGGUCAAGUCCCCGCAGUGCUCAAACCACACCCUGUGUGUGCAGCCACACCACAUCGGGGUGUCCGUCAAGGAGCUGGACCUGUACCUGGCCUACUUCAUCCACAUGCCAGGUCAGUGGGUUACGCUCUCUUUCUCUGUCCUACAGCUACUGAUACUUGAACGUGUUUAUUUAAGAGGGGUCAGAAUGCAGGGUAAG
This is a messenger RNA of Rhinichthys klamathensis goyatoka, 1676 nucleotides long. Its product is annotated as nuclear factor 1 X-type. Lineage: Eukaryota; Metazoa; Chordata; Actinopteri; Cypriniformes; Leuciscidae. Gene Ontology annotation, biological process: regulation of transcription by RNA polymerase II. The record is from RefSeq and is a predicted model, not a curated record. The transcript is spliced from 3 exons. Gene Ontology annotation, cellular component: nucleus. Gene Ontology annotation, molecular function: DNA-binding transcription factor activity, RNA polymerase II-specific; RNA polymerase II cis-regulatory region sequence-specific DNA binding. The annotation marks the transcript as partial.